AUGGCUUCUGAGCACCAAAUGCCAGCCUCCAAGCAGCAGCAAGCCAGCUCCAAGAUUGCCAUCUUCGAGCAGGAGAACUUCCAGGGCCGCUGCCAUGAGCUCAACGGGGCCUGCCCCAACCUGAAGGAAGCCGGCGUGGACAAAGUGGGCUCCAUCCUGGUGCACUCCGGACCCUGGGUGGGCUACGAGCAGGCAAGCUGCAAAGGGGAGCAGUUUGUGUUUGAGAAGGGGGAGUACCCCCGCUGGGACUCCUGGACCAACAGCCGGAGAAGCGACAGCAUCACUUCCCUGAGACCCAUCAAAGUGGACAGCCAGGAGCACAAGAUCGUGCUGUACGAAAACCCCAGCUUCACCGGCAAGAAGAUCGAAAUCAUAGACGACGAUGUGCCCAGCUUCCACGCACACGGCUACCAGGAGAAGGUCUCAUCCGUGCGGGUGCAGAGCGGCACGUGGGUGGGAUAUCAAUACCCUGGCUACCGGGGCUACCAGUACCUGUUUGAAAAGGGGGACUACAAGGACAGCUCAGACUUCGGCGCUCAGCACCCCCAGAUCCAGUCGGUCAGGCGCAUCCGGGACAUGCAGUGGCACCAGCGCGGUGCCUACCACCCCACCAACUAA
Molecule: messenger RNA, 618 nt
Organism: Cinclus cinclus
Lineage: Eukaryota; Metazoa; Chordata; Aves; Passeriformes; Cinclidae
Gene: CRYBB2
Product: crystallin beta B2
Exons: 5
Coding region: 1-618 (205 amino acids)
Biological process (GO): visual perception; lens development in camera-type eye
Molecular function (GO): structural constituent of eye lens
Source: RefSeq, a predicted model, not a curated record